Molecule: messenger RNA, 1597 nt
Organism: Anas platyrhynchos (mallard)
Lineage: Eukaryota; Metazoa; Chordata; Aves; Anseriformes; Anatidae
Gene: PEX16
Product: peroxisomal biogenesis factor 16
Biological process (GO): peroxisome organization
Cellular component (GO): peroxisomal membrane
Source: RefSeq, a predicted model, not a curated record
GUGCAUGCGCGGCGGCUGCGGGAGGCGGCGCGGAGCCGUGCCAUGGCGGCCCCACUGCCGGCCCCGACCCAGUCCCUGUCCCCAUCCCCGUCCCCAUCGUCGCCCCGCGGCCCGGCCUGGCGGCUGCGGCAGCUGUGCCAGCGCUACCAGGACUACGUGAGGCGGCACCCGGCCGCCACCGCCCAGCUGGAGGGCACCGUGCGCGGCCUCUCCUACCUGCUGCCAGGUCGCUUCGCGGAUGCCCACGAGCUGUCGGAGCUCGUGUACUCGGCCUCCAACCUGCUGGUGCUGCUGAACGACUGGAUCCUGCGGAAGGAGCUGCAGCGCAGCCUGCCCGUGUCACUGCCCCAGCAGAAGCUGCGGACCUGGCUGAGCGUGCUAGAAUGUGUGGAGGUCUUUGCAGAGAUGGGGACAGCCAGGAUGUGGGGGGAGAUGGGCCGAUGGACCAUCAUCGUCCUCAUCCAGCUGGCUAAAGCCAUCCUUCGCCUCCUGCUCCUGCUGUGGUACAAAGCUGGCAUCCAGACGUCUCCUCCCAUAGUGCCGCUGAACAGGGAGCAGCAGCAGCCUUUCCAUCCCGAAGACAUGGAAGGCAACUCCUCAGGGAAGGAUCAGACCUAUGUUGGCAAGCGUUCUAGCCGUGUUGUGCGGUCUCUCCAGAACACUCCAUCCCUGGAGUCCAGGCACUGGGGGUCCCCCCAGCAGAGGGAGGAGACGCAGAACCGAAGAGCAGAGGAGAUGAACCAGCCUCCCACCCCCCUGGGUCUCCAAGAAACCAUUGCAGAAUCGAUCUACGUUACCCGUCCUCUGCUUCACUUAUUGAGUUUAGGAGUGUGGGGCCAGAGAUCAUGGAAACCCUGGCUCCUCUCAGCAGUCCUGGACAUCUCAAGUCUGAGCUUGCUGAGUGAUCUGAAAGACCUGAACAGGCGAGAGCGAGCGGAGCUGAGGCGACGAACCAUCCUGCUGCUCUACUACCUGUUGAGAUCUCCUUUCUAUGACCGAUACUCAGAGGGCAGGAUCCUCUUCCUCCUGCGCUUGUUGGCUGAUUACGUGCCUGGAGUUGGCUUUAUCACACGGCCGCUGAUGGAUUACUUACCUGCCUGGCAGAAAAUCUAUUUCUACAACUGGGGCUGAUGAGGAAAUGAUGAUUCUUAUUUGCUAAGCUCAUGGCUGGAUGUUUCUAAGGAGGGCAAGCAGGCUGGGGGAAGGGGUGUUGAUAACGAUUAAUUUUUAGUUAAACCAUCAAUGAGAAGCUCCUGAUCUGCAGGGUGGGGAGGGGGGUGUAUGUAAUUUUUAAACAGAUCUUACUGAAUGAUGGACACUACAUGUGCGGAGAGACCCUGGCCACCUCUUUCUGUGGACAGUGCUGUGGCUCCAGUGAUGGUGACGGGACGACCUUUUUUAAGCACUUGAUUUUUUUUUUUUUCCUCCUUUUGUACAGCUGCACUAUCAUAAAGCCAGGCAGCGUAGUGAUUUUUGGAGAGCAUUGUCUCCCACCUCACGGCGCUGAGGUUGACCUGCAGCCUGCUUGUGUUGGCCGUGCCUGGCCAUUCUGCGUGGAGCGGGCUUGUCUGUCAAAUAAACUGUCUGAACUGAAAGA